AUGGGUACCGAAAAGCGAACUUUUGUGUGGCAUAUCCAGGCCCUUGCGCGCGGCCUUCUUGGCUUGGGCGUCAAGAAGGGCGAUAGGGUGGGAGUGAUCAUGGGCAAUAAUAGUGCAUAUGCGUGCCUGCAGUGGGCGUGCGCCAGUAUAGGUGCCAUCCUCGUGACGCUGAACCCCGCGUAUCGGCUGCCAGAACUGCUCGGGACCCUAAACCUCGUUGGCGUGAGCCACCUCUUCGUGUCCCCGCGUAUUCGCGCCUCCGCACAUGUUCGCAUGCUAUGCGAUGCAUUCCCGGCACUCGCGAGCUCGUCUCCGGGCGAUAUUCAGGAGCCCGCGCUGCCCCACCUACGACAUUUAGUCGUGGUAGACAACGUCGGAGUGCGCGACCAGUUCGAGCGUGAGAUAGAGGGCGCAAAGCCUGCAGUGGACUUUCGUGAAGUCAUGUUAUGGAGGGAGGACACAGAAGAGCGUAGACGAGUGGAAGACAUUGCAGCUGGGCUCGAUGUGCACGAUAUAAUCAACUUGCAGUUCACAAGUGGGACCACCGGCUUGCCGAAGGCCGCAUCUCUUACACACUACAACUUGCUCAACAACGCCCUGUCAAUCGGUCGUUGCAUGCACUUCACCCCGUCAGAUAUAUUAUGUAAGGACAGAAACCUUGCCGCUUGGACACAUGGAGCAUGCAUCGUCUACGCAUCCGAGGUAUACGACCCCUCUGCGAUUGUGGAUGCUAUCACUCAGGAGAGGUGCACCGCCCUCCACGGCGUGCCUACGCAUCUGCUCGGCGUGCUCGGCGAAGCACAGAAGCGCAGAGAGGAGGGCAAGGUGGUCGACACUAGUUGCCUGCGAACGGGCGUUGCUGCGGGAUCUCCGGUCCCAAUUGAGCUGAUGAAGCAGCUUUCGCAAAAACUGCAUUUGACAGAGCUGACAGUGGCCUACGGCAUGAGUACUCCCGUCGCGUUCCAGACCACGCCGGACGAUCCCGUUGACAAACGUGAAGAGACGGUGGGCAGAAUAUUUCCUCACGCCAAGGCGAAGGUAGUAGAUCCCGAAGGGCGGACCGUUCCGGUCGGUACGCCUGGGGAAGUCCUCGUCGCUGGGUAUCUCUUGCAAAAAGGGUACUAUAACGACCCCGAGCAGACCGCCCUUGCGAUGCAAGCGGACGAGGAAGGAGUUGUUUGGAUGCGGUCAGGAGACGAAGGCAUUAUGGACGAAGAGGGGUACCUGAGGAUCGUUGGACGGAUCAAGGAUAUCAUUAUCCGCGGCGGAGAGAACCUCUUCCCCGUACAGAUCGAGAAUCUCUUGACCGCCCAACCCCAUAUUCGCGAAGCGGUGGUGGUCUCCGUCCCCGAUCCGAAGUACGGCGAAGUCGUGGGGGCAUGGAUUUCGCGCGAGCCACACAUGGAUCCCAUCUCCAAGGACGCAGUUCGCCGUAUCGUGGCAGAAGGAAUGAAUCCCCAGAACUCGCCGGCGUGGGUGUGGUUCAUUGGGGAGGACGGAGUGCCGGAGGGAUUCCCGAAGACGGCGAGCGGGAAGAUACAGAAGCACAUUUUGCGGGCCUGGUCUAAGGAACUAGCACAGAAGGGAGUUGGUCGUGAUAAGAGGCCAAUAUUCAAAUUCGGUGUGGCGAGAGACGGAGUUGUUGGUGGUCGCGACAAGACAAUAAGCUGA
Trametes versicolor FP-101664 SS1 is the source of this 1671-nucleotide messenger RNA. RefSeq names its product acetyl-CoA synthetase-like protein. NCBI's taxonomy places the organism in Eukaryota, Fungi, Basidiomycota, Agaricomycetes, Polyporales, Polyporaceae. The coding region runs from base 1 to 1671 and encodes 556 amino acids. Gene Ontology annotation, molecular function: medium-chain fatty acid-CoA ligase activity. The transcript has 14 exons. Gene Ontology annotation, biological process: fatty acid metabolic process. The record is from RefSeq and is a predicted model, not a curated record.